CGGCUUCUUUCAAAAUCCACGGAGCGGUAGGGAUGUAUUAAAAUUCAACAAUAUAAGGCAUAUACUGCCUGUAUAAAGUAUUUUAUAUUGAACACCAACACUAUCAGAGCAUGUGGAACGCGUCAAUGGUUAGCAGUAUCAGUCUACCAGUGUUAAUAUCCUGCUAAGAGUAUUUAUGAUAAAUGAUGUAGAUAUUGUAGGUAUUUGAAUCUAGUAAAAGAGAUGACCCGAUACAAUUUCAGACCUGGCGGGAUGGUGGGAGAGAUGGGAUGUACAGAAAUGUGUUUAUAUAUCAAGUCUGACCCAGAGUAACUUGGCUAGUGAGAGAAAGGCUGUAAACUGGCUCUAAAAAACGACGGCGUGCGCAAGAAGCAAAGUAUUGAACGUGGUCUCCUCCCCCGCGCUGGUGGGAAAAAAAGAAAAAGCAAAAACACUGAGGCGCUGCUGCGCGAGAGGAGCACGUCACAUCCCCUUGACCCUCCAAUCACCUCGGGCUCCCAUUUGAUUGGAAGGCGGCAAAGGCUUUAAUCUCGCACUAAUUCAGCCGCUUUUGAAGUGAAAAUUUCUCCCAGUUCCCGGCUUGGGAGGAGCAGCGCGCGGACGUGCGGCAGAGCAGCGAGAGAGCGCGCGCGACGCGUGUGGUGGGAGAGAGAGACGCAGCAGCUCCGGGAUCGGUGGAGAGAGAGCUCGCGCCUUCCCUCUUGCCAGCGGAUUAACACCGACUGACGUUUGCAUUUCUUUUUUUUUUUCUUCGUUUGUUUUUUUGGUUUUUCUAUUUUUUGAGCAGCUGAGAGCGAAGACCGCCGCGUUCAUGAGUCCGAGGAGUGAGCGCGCGACUAGCGGGUCAUGAUCACAUCGCCCUCCGCUACUCUUCUCCGAUACGGCGACUCGGCACUAGCGUGGGACAGCAGCGGCUCUCGGAAUACCAGCAGCAAGCCUUUCUUCCACCCCGUCCCCCCAUCGGACCCUUUACGGCAAGCGCAGCGGCUCCCCAUCAAAGUGCUAAAAAUGCUCACGGCACGCACAGGACACAUUUUGCACCCGGAGUACCUGCAGCCUUUACCGUCCACUCCGGUCAGCCCUAUCGAGCUAGAUGCCAAGAAAAGUCCACUGGCGUUGCUGGCGCAGACAUGCUCCCAAAUAGGCAAGCCGGACCCCCCGCCCUCCUCCAAGCUCUCCUCGGCAUCGUCCGGCAGCUCCGGAGAAAAGGAGGCUAAGUCCGGCCCGCUGAAGCUCAGCGACAUUGGAGCGGAGGACAAGUCCAGCUUCAAGCCGUACUCCAAGCCGUCGGACAAGAAGGAGUCGUCUACGGGCGCGACGGGCGCGGACAAGUCCGGUUUCCGCGUGCCGAGCGCCACCUGCCAGCCAUUUACGCCUAGGACGGGCAGCCCCACCUCCAGCACGUCGGCCUCACCGAUGCCAUCGGACGGCAAGGGUGAGCGGGACGAGAAGAAGGAGGGCGAGUGCGCCAAGUCGUGCGCCACGGACAACUCUGGAGCCACGGGUGUCAGCCACAGCCGGAUAAGCGUGAGCUGCUCGGGGAUUAACGUGGAGGUGAACCAGGAGAGCAAGGCCUCCUCCGCAGCUUCGGCCGCGUCCGAGCCCUCCUCCGUCCCCUCCGCUUCUUCUGCCUCCUCUGUGCUGGGUUCUGGACUCGUGGCACCUGUGUCUCCAUACAAACCGGGCCAGGCAGUGUUCCCCUUGCCGCCCGCGGCCAUGUCUUACCCAGGCGGACUGGCUGGUGCCUACGGCGGCUACCCGCAGCCUUUCCUGCCGCACGGCGGCAGCCUCGUGAACGCGCAGCUGGCCACGUCGCUGGGCUGCAGCAAGGCCGGCUCGAGUCCGCUGGCCGGCGCCUCGCCACCCUCCAUCAUGUCGGCGAGCCUGUGCAGAGACCCGUACUGCCUGAGCUACCACUGCGCGAGCCACUUGGCGGGCGCAGCGGCGGCGGCGGGCGCCUCGUGCGCGCACGACUCCGCCCUCAAGUCCGGAUACCCUUUGGUGUACCCCGCGCACCCGCUGCACUCCGUGCACUCCACACCACCGUCCUUCGGCGGCCACGCCGCGCUCUACCCCUACGGCUUCGUGCUGCCCAACGACCCACUACCACACGUGUGCAACUGGGUGUCGGCGAAUGGGCCGUGCGAUAAGCGCUUCUCAUCUUCCGAGGAGCUGCUGAGUCACCUGAGGACCCACACGGCGUUCACCGGGGCCGACAAGCUCAUGUCCGGCUACCCGAGCUCGUCGUCACUCGCCAGCGCCGCCGCAGCCGCGGCCAUGGCCUGCCACAUGCACAUGCCAGCCUCAGGGGCUCCGGGCAGUCCCGGGACGCUCGCGCUUAGGAGCCCUCACCAUGCGCUGGGACUGAGUAGCCGUUACCACCCGUACUCUAAAAGCCCACUCCCCACAGCCGGAGCCCCCGUGCCCGUGCCGGCCGCCACCGGGCCCUACUACUCCCCCUAUGCACUCUACGGGCAGAGACUGACCACAGCAUCAGCGCUUGGAUAUCAGUGAAACGGACUCUUUUUAUCCCCACUACACCCUUUCUCCCUUCAAAAAAAUUUAUAGAUUAUAAAGAUUGAAAUAUAAAGACUUUUAUAGCAGCGCGCCACUGAAGGACUGGAUCCGUGGACUUCUUCCCCUCUCCCGUAUUUAUUUCUGUCAGCUCAAAGCGGACAAUAAUAAAGAGGAAAAAUAUCAGAGCAACUCAAAAGUGCAUUAAAGUCAGUAGGUGAAAGUGAGAGCCGCGGUAGAGUACUAAUAAAACUAGGGGCUCUGCGGUUUUCCACAUUGAUUUAAAAUUGCUAUGAUUGUAUUGUACAUUCUUAUUUAAUGUCACAUUGAAAAGGAAAUAAUUUACAUGCAUGUUUGUUUUUUUUGGUUGUUUUUGUUUUUUAAAUCCCAAAAUUGUCCGCAUAAUUUUAAAUGGCCGUUAUUUUUCAGGUGUAUACCAUGGAGAGAGAAUUGGUAUUUUUUUGUAUGUAUUCUGGGAAAAUAAGAAACAAUUCUGUUGCA
Molecule: messenger RNA, 3015 nt
Organism: Astyanax mexicanus (Mexican tetra)
Lineage: Eukaryota; Metazoa; Chordata; Actinopteri; Characiformes; Acestrorhamphidae
Gene: znf503
Product: zinc finger protein 503
Exons: 2
Coding region: 847-2514 (555 amino acids)
Biological process (GO): negative regulation of DNA-templated transcription
Cellular component (GO): nucleus
Source: RefSeq, a predicted model, not a curated record